Molecule: messenger RNA, 342 nt
Organism: Anopheles stephensi (Asian malaria mosquito)
Lineage: Eukaryota; Metazoa; Arthropoda; Insecta; Diptera; Culicidae
Exons: 2
Coding region: 23-340 (105 amino acids)
Source: RefSeq, a predicted model, not a curated record
UCAAGCGAAAGAAAGUCAAUCGAUGAAGAUCGUACAAACGAUGGCAACGCAAACACCCGCGCGGAUGCGAACAGGACACCGGACGCGUGAUAGAGGCGUUCAAAUGUCUGAGCCGAAAAUGGUUGCUCCUGUGGGUUGGAAAAUUGAGAAGUACAGACGUACCGUUCCGCAGCCGAAGGCAACCGAAGAUGAGUCGCGUGACUUAAAAGCUUCCGAAACUGACCAAAGUCAAGGUUGCAGUGAGCAUGGUUCAAGCACGUCGUCUGCCUCGCUCGACGCGUAUUCCAUUGCCUCGGAAGCGUAUACGUCUUUGUCGUACGAAGUAAACGAUCAGGUAUAGUA